AUGCAUGCUAUGUGGCAAUGUCCUGCUGCCAGGGAUGUGUGGACAGGUUCAAUUCGAGUAGUGCAGAAGUGGUCCAGUGCAGAAGACAACUUUCUGGUUCUAUGGGAGAAGUUUAUGGAUAAACUGUCUGAAAAAGAGCUAGAAUUAGUGGCUGUAUUGAUGAGGCUUCUGUGGCUUAGAAGAAAUUCUUUUAUAUUUGAAAAGAAGUUCAAAGAUCCUAAUUCUGUAGUUUGCACAACUAGAGCAGUUAUUGAGGACUUUCAAGAAGCUCGAACACAUGAAGUAAAGAUAACAAGUGCAGCUAAUAUGGGAAGUGGCAGUCAGAGAUGGAUAAAGCCUAUACAGGGGUUCAUUAAAGCAAACUGGGAUGCCUCUACAAAUACAAGAAAUCUGGGACUAGGAAUUGUCUUGAGGGAUGAGGUUGGGGAAGUUCUGGCUUGUGCUUGCUUUAAAAAGCCACCAGUUUCGGAUUCAAGCUUAGCUGAAACUAUGGCAUUAUGGCAGGCUGUUGAACUGAGCCAUGAGUUGGGUUUCAAUAGAGUCAUCCUUGAAGGAGAUGCUUAA
Messenger RNA from Carya illinoinensis, 564 nucleotides. RefSeq lists its product as uncharacterized. The transcript has a single exon. Gene Ontology annotation, molecular function: RNA-DNA hybrid ribonuclease activity; nucleic acid binding. NCBI's taxonomy places the organism in Eukaryota, Viridiplantae, Streptophyta, Magnoliopsida, Fagales, Juglandaceae. The record is from RefSeq and is a predicted model, not a curated record. Bases 1 to 564 code for a protein of 187 amino acids.